AUGCCUACCGCUACGGAAUUCUUUGGCAUUACAGCCCAGAACCUUGGUCCGCUCACGACUACCUAUACCGCUCCGUCAUCAUGCGCGACCAAUCUAAAUCAUCCUGUCUUCGUUGACGCGACUUCACAUCAUGUUGUUGUGGCUGUUCCCAGUUGUAGUUGGCCUACCUACGGUGAUUGUAUUCCCAGUGCCAAAGGAUGGGAAUUAACAGAUCAGCAAACCACUACCUUUUACCAGGGCACUUCGGUCUUUUACUCGCCAGGUCUUGCUUGUCCCUACGAUUGGAAGACUGUUGGACUAUUGGCCCAUACUGAGAGUGGGAAGUUCAGCGCAUCUGGUGCACUGACGUCAACAACAUCAGGGGUUGAUGGGUUUCCAGAACUUAUUCACCCUACCGAAUACUGGAAGAAUAUGCUGGAUGAGUCGGAGACUCUUGCAUACUGCUGCCCUAGUCGCAGCGGAUUUUCAGGGAACGUAUACGGAGACUGUGUAUCUACACUUGGCCCAGUCAGCUCUUACACAUACUCCGAGUAUUGUCAGGUAUACGGUAAUGGUGGUGGGCGAUUGACGAUCAUCUCAUCCGUGGAUGGAUUGACAAAUACAGAAGGCGUAUUUUCAAUCAUGAAGCCUACUCAAACCUGGGAAGCGACCUCCACGUUCACGGGUGACUUGGAAGAACUCCAGGAAAAGACUGGAUAUGGUUUUAGUGAUAUCGCGGUUGCGUCUUGGAUACCUGCCAUCCCUUUGGUGUACAAGAAGUCGGAUAUGGAUAAAAAGGGAGACAGCGAUGAUAGCGAGAAUGGAACUGCGACUGCCACUGGAGGGAGUGAUGAGAGCGCUGCUUCUACUAUUCCGGGGCAAAGUGCGAUUAGUGUGAUUGGGUUGGCAUUAGGACUCCUGGCGCAUAUACUCUUGUCUUAA
This is a messenger RNA of Fusarium venenatum, 921 nucleotides long. The record is from RefSeq and is a predicted model, not a curated record. Lineage: Eukaryota; Fungi; Ascomycota; Sordariomycetes; Hypocreales; Nectriaceae.